Paramuricea clavata is the source of this 12647-nucleotide messenger RNA. The record is from the annotation of a GenBank genome assembly. NCBI's taxonomy places the organism in Eukaryota, Metazoa, Cnidaria, Anthozoa, Malacalcyonacea, Plexauridae.
GGCAGCCUUUGCUGAGGCGAGAAGUGCAUUUAGAAUUGGCGUGGUUUGUUCACCAAUAAUUUGCUGGUAAUGAUAAAUAUUUUGACCAUGUGGAAACUCGAGAAAGUAUUUCUUAUCUUGGCCGCUGUGUUCCUGUCAAGUGGUAAAGCGAAUGGUGCCAGAAAUGAUGCAUUAAACUUCAAAGGUCAGACAUCUAAAGUAAAUUUACAUUACACUCGUUUAUGUUAAGGUCAAACUAAGGCACGAAGUAGUUUUAGAUUGAUUUGAACAGUAAUUAGAUGUCACGGGAUGUAGUAUUUUGUAUUCUUUGUAAGUUUGAAUAAUGAUACCGUGACUUAGUUAACUGUGAUAGUAUUUAAAAUUAACUAAAAUAUAUUUAGUUGACAACUUCACAAAUAAGUAUAUAUAGGCUACUUAUAUACUGGAUGUAGAGAAAUUCCUAUAUUAAACUAUAUAUUUCUCUAAACGAAUUCAAUGUAUUCCUCAGCCUUCCCCUUUGUCUUAGGAUUAUUAACGCAAUCUUACUGUGUUAAGCUUAAAAGAAGUCAUGUUAUUGGACGAUGGUUAAGAAAAGACGUAGUUUAUAUUUUGAUAUGUUUUGCGUAUACCAUGCAGUCACAGUUUAUUUACAGAAGCCUCGAUUGCAUUAAGAGUUUUCAGUACCAGAUUUAUUUCAUCUUAAAUAUAUGAACUAUAUAGGCACUGAGCCAGGAUAGAACAUUUGCAUAUAGCCUUUAAUGAUGGUUCAUAUUCUAUUACUGGUUUUCCUAAAAUUUCAUAUAUAGCAUACCUUUCAAUAUCAGAAAAUUGUGAAUUGAAAGGUAUUCGAGACUUAAAAAUACAAGGAUAAAAUUUUAAGUUUUACUUGUAUUUUUCCGGUAGUUACCUGAUCCAUCCUACUGUACAGACCGUUUCAGUUUAUACCUUUUCAUAUAUUUAAUAUAAAUUCAAAAUUGAAAGUUUUCCUUUAACUUGUGCGAGUAGUACUAAAAUGCUGGCACAGACCAAAUUUUCACAUGUAACUUCUUGACAUUUUGUCCUAAAUUAUUUUAAUAAAAUACUAGAAGAUAGAUAAGAAAAGAUGGUAAAACGGCAUGUGGACCAUGACAUCGCUCAAGAUCUGACCAAUUAACUCAAAUCUUGCAUAAAUAAUUUCAGUGCAUAUAAAAAAUGCUUGUGAUUAAAUGACCGCCAGAAAUGUAUAACCUUAAAUUUGCGUGCAUGACCUUGCAUUAAAUUUUAUUUAUAGUAAGCAGCUUUGUGUAUAUAAUUAAGUUUGAUAAAAUCGGAGAGUUAUGUGAGAAAACGACCCGAACAUAUAAAGCACACGAGAGUUAACCAUGAUUGUGUAAGGAAUGUUUUGGGUCGGAAAUCUACUGUUUGUCUUUCUCAACAUUGAAUCAUUCGAAAAUUUCCGUUAGCACACAAAAAUUUGCAUGAUAUUUAAUCAUUUCAAUUGAAUUCUUUGUUUCCAUUUGCCUCAAGGGGAAUAAGAAGAAGAAUAUAUGAAAUCAUUGGGAAACUUGAGGAUGUUUUUCAGGAUCUCCCGGCAGGGAGAAUACAACAUUCACUGAUACCAGUGGACGCCACUGGAGUCAUAUCCUGCAUAAAUAAAGCUUCAUCAUCAGUUCAAAUCAUUAUAGUUUUAAAACUGCUUUUUAUAGUAUCGGGAAAUCAUUUUUGUAUUAUAAUCCUCUUAUGGGCAAUGCACAUGUAAACACUUCAGUUCAGUCAUGCUAUUACUUCGAUGAUGCUUGAAAAAUAACGGUACAUUGAUUCGUAACCAUCGUUUGUACGCUCGUAUCUGUCUAUAAACAUAUCCGCGAUUGCACUUUGCCUUAGGAGGUUGCAUGCGUUAAUUUUCGCAAAUUAACUGUUAUAAAUUUUAUUAUAACAUAAAAAAUACUGAACGAAAGGCAAGACAGAAAGGCUAGAAAGAUAAAAACAGGAAGUUUAUAUAUUUCUAUUGCAAAAAAUAGAUCUCGAUUAAUAAAACGAUUGAUGUUUUGCAGAUCUAUAUAGGGAAUGGAUGGAAUUUAUUUCAAGCAUGUUCUGGAAAAGAGUUCAUUAAUCGAGUCAGUGAUUUUGACCACAUACAUCAAUAUAUUAGAGUCCAUUAGCCAUAUCUGAUAACCUAGAUCGUUUGGGAAAACAAAGAUAUUGUACUCGCACUUUAAUGUGGAGGACACCAGAAGGAUCAUUUAAGGAAGUGAGAAAUGCCACUAAUACCAGAGAUUGCAGAAUAAAUAUAUAGAUUUGAGAAAUUUUGUUUGUUCUUAAUUAUUCAUUAUCUAGUCUUAAAUAUAUAGAAAGAUGUUAAGAUCAAAAAUAUUUUACCUAUUUAAGGAGCGAAGCCCUUAAUUUUCAAAAGUGCUUUUAGUGCAUGAGUAAUGUCUAAAAAUAAUUACAAAGCUUUCUAUAAGCUGCAGUCAUAUCCGAUACAUAUAUUCUGACAUAUUCAUCAAUUAUACUUUUAUUCUUGCUCAAAAUUGAAUUGCUUUUCCAUAUGUUAUUUACUUUAAAGUUGACUUUCUAAACACUGUUUGUAGUACUUGUGAUUUUUUCACCAUUUCUUUUGAGAAAAACAGUGGAAAAUGUUUUUGAUCAAGUUUCUAUCUGAUCCUGAAGAGUGCUUACGUUUAAAAUUUAUUAGAAGUUACCGUCAAAAUGUCAACCCCCCCCAUACAUAUAAUUCUAUAUAAUAACUACAAACCAUUGAUUAUUCCAGAUGUUUCAAAAAGGUGUUAUUUCUACUUUUUGACCUACUUCUUUGCUAUAUACUAACUACCCAUGCACGUAAAAAUCUCACAACUUCUCAACAAGAUGUGUUCGCAACGUAUAGGCUUGUAUAUAGCAAGCUUGUCAACAAGUUGUAACAAUGCUGUUAUUUUAUCAAGUUGCUACAAGGUUGUCACUCACAACUUAUUGACAAAUUGUUGCAUUGCAGAACGAUAACAAGUUGUUGGAACAACUUGUGACUGUCUUGAGUCUGUUGAGCUCAACAACCUUGUAACAAGUUGUCAACAAGCCGUUGACAACUUGUCAACAAGCUGGGAACAAUCAAUGCGAACACAUCUUAUUGACAAGUUGUUGGAACUGAGCACUGCUACAAAUAUGCUGCAGGUUUGUUACAUCUUGUGCGUUGUACGUGUGUAUAACUCAGUAACCAUUAACUUUCCUAGAUGUUUCAAAGAAAUGUUACUUCUGCCUGGGACAAGAGAAAGAUGUUGACAACAUUGCAGCUUGCUCGACGGACAACAAUCUUGAUGUCGAAGAAUGUCCGUUAGAAGAUCUCUUUGAUAAAUGCGUUGUUGUUCAAGCUUUCUCUCUUAGCAAAAACACAACUAUCUUUAAAAGAGAAUGCACAUCUCGAAGAUUGUGUGAAGAAAGAAGGAUCUGCUCUGAUCCGGAUUUCUCAGACUGCCGAUACGAGUGUUGCACAGGGGAUCUUUGUAAUAGUUUUGGGUUUACCGACGAUAUCGAUGUUCGUCCAAAAAUACCACAACCAACAGUUGCUGGGACAACACGGAAGUACCAGGAACUAGUACCAUCGGAAAGUGUUGAAAAUGUUGUGACAGGAAAUGUUAAACAAACUACAGUUGUGCCUGAAGUUACGACACAAGGUGGUUCAACUGGUGAACCUCCAAUCACAAGACAAAGUUCAAGCACGACUUCAAAUACAAAUCAAGGUACACUAAACCUCUGUAUCUGUCGCAACUAAUUGAAAAAAAGUCCCAUCUCAAUUGUCCUCUUUAAAUGGAUUAAAGCCAUAUUACAAGGACGAAGGGCCUUCAUUUUCCAAGAAGUUGAAUCCCUCGCACAAUCAGCAGCUUUCAUGAUUUAUUUGGCCGUCAUUUUGCAUCUUAUUUCUUUCAUUUUUUCAUUCCUUAAGAGCAUGUUAUGUUAUGUUAUGUUAUGUUAUGUUAUGUUAUGUUAUGUUAUGUUAUUGUUAUGUUAUGUUAUUGUUAUGUUAUUGUUAUGUUAUGUUAUGUUAUGUUAUGUUAUGUUAUGUUAUGUUAUGUUAUGUUAUGUUAUGUUAUGUUAUGUUAUGUUAUGUAAAGAAACUGUCGGCAUAGUAUAGAGUCUAUAGAAUACGGUCAUGCUCACAAUUUCCCUAUGACUACUUUUCAUAAAACACGACACUGUAUCCCAAACUGUGUUGCAAGUUGCAGCAGAAAUUGCCUCGUGCAACAUGGCCUUUACAUUAUAUUGAUUCUUACUUUGUUUUUUUUUUCGUGGAAAGAAAAACCUCAAGAAAUUGUACCAGUCGUUGAAGAAGGUCAGUAAUCAAUACGCUUAACUUUAUUUAUUGCGAGGUCCAUAUUCCUAUAGUUUUCCAUUUUUUUCAAACAUUUUUACCAACGGUUGAAAAAUUCAUUAUCUGUAUGGGGAAUGACGCUAACAGCCUUCGUACGACCAACCCUCCGCUUUAGAACCUUCUAAUUAAUAAGCUUUUCCAAAAUGAUUUAUUUCACUCAGUAAUUUAUUUAUUUUAUUAAAGACUUAAAUUAAAUGAUUUAUUUAUUUUACUACUUUUCAUAAAACACGGCUUUUCAUAAAACAUGGCUCUGUAUCCCAAACUGUGUUGCAAGUUGCCGCGUGCAACAUGGCCUUUACAUUAUAUUGAUUCUUACUUUGUUUUUUUUAUAUCGUGGAAAGAAAAACGUCAAGAAAUUGUACCAGUCGUUGAAGAAGGUCAGUAAUCAAUACGCUUAACUUAAUUUAUUGCGAGGUCCAUAUUCCUAUAGUUUUCCAUUUUUUUCAAACAUUUUUACAACGGUUGAAAAAUUCAUUAUCUGUAUGGGGAAUGACGCUAACAGCCUUCGUACGACCAACCCUCCGCUUUAAAACCUUCUAAUUAUUAAGCUUUUCAAAAAUAAUUUAUUUCACUCAGUAAUUUAUUUAUUUUAUUAAAGACUUAAAUUAAAUGAUUUAUUUAUUUAAUUUUUAGGAUGCGAGGAUCUGGAUAGUUUUUGUCCAACUUACGUAACUAAUCCUUCGCACUGGCCAAUGUUCUGCAAAGACAAUGAUAAAUACACUUCAAUUGCCUGUCGAAAAACUUGCAAAUUUUGCAUAUCACGUUAUGAAGGUACGGUUAAAUUGCCCUUUUGUGUAUUGAUCAAAAUUUCUGCGUUGUGUUGUUGUAUUCAGGGACGCCGGAACUGGGGGGGGGGGCAGGGGGGGCAGCCACCCCCGUUGCCCUUUACCAGGAGGGGCAAGGGGGCAAAGGUGCCCUUUCAAUUUAAAGGAUUGCCUUGGCGAAAUAGCGAAUUGUCAGAAAUGUUAGUACAAUUCUUUUACGAAUUUGCUUCAGAAAACGCAAGAAAUGCAGUCAUCGAGCUUCAAGAAUAGCACAAUCGCCUGGCGGAGAACCCCCUCACACCCCUAUCAUCCAAUAAAUAGAAAACAUGAUUAGGCGAAGUUCAACUCCCGAUGUUUUGCAAACAUCUCUUAGUAUAUAUCAUUCAAAAGUGCCCUUUCACGAAAAUCUCCCCCCCCCCUUGCCUUCACAUCGUUCCGGCGUCCCUGGUUGUAUUUAUUUUUACAUGAUAUAUAUUUUGAUGUAGUUGAAGCCGCGAAGAAGCUGACAACACAAAGACCUAGAGGAACCCCGACUUUAGAAGGUAGGAAAAUGAAACCUUCCUCAAAGUAGUGUUCUAGUAUGUAGGUAGUAUUGAAAAGAUAAACUUUUCAAUUGAAAUUUUUCACAGCUUCCUAAAAGAGAUAAAGAAAAUUUCAAUGACAAAUCAAACCUAUUCCAAUUUUUUGUACACAUACCAUGAUAUACCAUGACAUAUAUGCAAGAGAAUAAUUUUUCCACAUAUAAACUGUUAGAUUGUAAAGACCAACUGUCAAACUGUCAAGAGCUGAAAGCAUUGAACUACUGCCGUCUUAUGGCUGAGCAUAUGAAAAGCGAAUGUGGAAAAACGUGUGGAUUCUGCUCAAGCGGUGAGUCGCAUGUUAUACUAAAGGUUGAAAUAAUUUAAAAUUUGCAUAGCAUGAUGAGUUGAUAUGGCUAGCUUCGCCACUGGUUGCCAUGGUUAUUUUGUUACUUUAGAACCAAUUGGAACCGGGAUUACUGUUACAGAAAAAGUCAUGACUUCAGAAUCAGUUGUCACAGAAACAACGAUGAAACCAUCAAAAGGAAAGCCAGUUAACACUGACUUCCCAGAUUCAGUUGUCACAGAAACAACGAUGGAACCAUCAACAGCCAAGCCAAUUAAUACUGACCUCCCUACGACCAGCACGAGAGAUGAAACAACAUCAGAACGUGCAGAAACAACAUCACCUACAGCUUCAGGUCAAGUACAGUCUGGUGUUAAAGCUCCACCAACUUUAGAAGGUGAGCUUUGUUCUCAGUAAUAUCUCCAAGUUCGGAGGGAUCUUGUUUUCAUACUAGUACAGACAGACAAUCUAAGAACAGCCUUCACACCUUUUCUUACUUAUAUUCUUUACUACAUUCUUUAUCUUAACAAGAUUUUACAGUUUUCACUUGAGGGCACAAGGAAAACUUUCGUAUUUUCGUAUUAAUACUUUUGAUAUUUUUUACGUUAUCGUGCGACAGACAAGCAUUCAAAAAUAGACACACAACAAACGCGGACGAAAACAUACCUUCUGGCGGAGGUAGUGAAUGAAUAUAGGAAAAGAUCAAUGAUAAUGAUGUAUUAUUAUCUCAAUGCAAAGUAUUAUUAUAAAACUAGUGGUCGUAAUAAAAUUAUGAUCAUUUUUGUUUAAAAUUUUUGUUUUAAAUCCCCAGGCUGCCAAGACAGGGGAGAUAACUGUGUUAAGUUAGAAGCAAUGGAUUAUUGCAGACUUAUGACGGCCUUUAUGGCAACCAACUGUCGCAAAACCUGUGGACUUUGCUCAAACGGUAAGCUCCAACGUACUGUUGGGACUUAGGAAUUGUCCCUGGUUUUUGCAGGGAAACAAACAAAUUACUUACUGCAAAGAAAACAAACAAAUUCUUACUGUGUUUAUUUUUUUAAAUAGACACACCAGAACCAAAGACUACGGAAAAAUCGACACAUUUACCUUCUACACACGUGACUUCAGAGAAAUUGACAGAAUCUUCACCAGAGCCAACCACGGUAAUGACGUCAUCAAGUAUGUCAGCAUCUACGUCACAACUCACUACAUUGGUAGCAACGACAGAAAAGACUCUAAAGCCUAGAACGUCUUCAACUGCUGAGCCUAUGCCACAGCGGACAUCACAGAUUCCUUCUGAAUCAAAUGUUAUUCCACCGUUCAAGCAAACUCAACCACCAAAUAAAAGUAAAAUAUUAUUUUAUUCAUUUGGAAUUAGAAAGACACAUAGACAAAUAUAUAUUCUAACUUGUUCCUCAACCAAUUUAUAGGUUGCGUUGACAAGAGGCACAGAUGUGCAGAAUUUGCCAAGAGAGAAGGUUAUUGUGAUUAUCAUCAUGAUUUCAUGCAACGAAAUUGUCCUAAGUCCUGUGGGUUUUGCUCGCCAGGUAAUGGCCAAAUAGGUUUUUUGUAUGGUCGGUUUAAAGCAAUACUUUAAUUGUUUUGUUUCAUAUAAACACGAUGUUUACUUAGGGACCGGUCAUUAAUAAUGGGAGGGGGGCGGUGGGUGAGAAAAGGGGGGCGGCUUCAACUAUUUUUGCCUGAAUUGGGGGCGGCCUCAAACAGAAAAAUAUGUGACAAAGGGCAAGCCUUUAUCGUAUCCCACAAAAUAUUUCAGCCUUUUUAGUUCCUAUAAUCGUAGUUUCCAUAGUUUAUUACGUAUAUGCAGUUCACCAUAGGAGUCGGAGUAAAUAACAAACAUUUGGUCCUCUAAUUAUUUAGGCUACACAAUGUCUUACGAAUACUGGUCCUCUAAUUAUUUAGGCUACAAAAUGUCUUACACCAGUACUUGUCCCAUUACCUAUUUUACACCAAAACUGAUGUAACGAAUUAAAUGUUGGAGUGGGAGAGACCUAAAUUUCCUAGAUGAAGGUGGGGGCAUCUUGAAAAUAAAGGUCUCGCGAUCGGGGGCGGCUUUAAAAAAUGUUCAAUAUUUGGUAUUUAUCACCCCCCCCCCCCUUCCCAUUAUUAAUAACCGGUCCCUUAUUUGACAAAACCUUCGAUUGGUUUCAUAUCUUAUGCAAUACGGACGCAAAUGUUUAAUUAUAGCUUGUAUAUUGAUGAAAGCGUUUUUAUCCUUCAAUAGUCCUAAAUACGUGAAUGAUAUUUGAUAAGAAAACUCAACUUAAAGUUUAUGUAAAUCAGCCGGAUUUUGUAUAAGAUAUUCUUUACAGUUAUUCUCCCGUUUUCUCCUUAAUAAACUGUAUUGUUUAUGCUUCGUGUACAAUAGGGGGUUAAGGAUAGGUUUGUGAUUGGAAUCAAUAUCAAAUAGAAAGUAUUCCUGCACAAAAUGUAGAGAAAUAUUAUUACCUUCAUGUGCGCCUGCAAUGCUAAAACAGGUAAACAAGAAAACGCCCAAAAAUAUUGAAAUAAACAAAGUCUAUAUAUUAUUACUAAUAAUAUUACUUGAAGCUUCCUGGCUUACGUAUCGAAAGCUUAAUUACCAAAUGAGUGAACGCCGUGUUUGCUGCACCAAACAAAACGGCAAAUAUAUAAACCUUUAUGAUUCCUGCUCUUCAUGCACAGUUCAUGAUUCAUCUUAUUUUCAUAUUUUAUUUCAGGUGUUGCGGGUGGUCCAACUUCUAGAGUAGUAAAGACAAGCCAACCCACACCUUCUGAAGAAAUGAUAACUACAGUCACAAAGUUGCCCACCAACCCUGAAACAACUUCAAAACGUACAGAUAGGAUCACAACGAACCCUACUAUCACAGAAUUACAUGCUACAGAAAACAUAACAACAUCACCUACAACGUCAGGGGAAGUACAAUCUGGCGUCACAUUUCAACCAACUUCAGAAAAUGAUGGUGAGCUGCACUCUUAUAUCCAGGAGCGGAAUAACCUACCGGCCUCCGCUUCUCUACAAUUGGGAGUUGGGAGGGCCAUUGAUUUCAUAGACAGACAAUCUAGAGACAGCCAUCACACUUUGUAACAAACUGACCAAAAUACAAUAUCGUAGUUAAGUAGUAUGUUUCUUCUCUUAUAUAUUUUUACUAUAUUCAGCUUUAUCUUAACAAAAUAUUACAGUUUUAAUGGAUGAAUAUAGGAAAAUAUGAGUGCUUAUGAUAUAUUAUUAUCGCCAGUAAUAAAACUCAUAACUAGUGGUCGUAAUGAAAUUAUAAUUCUUCCCUCUUUUUGUUUAAAAACUUCAGUUAUAAUUCUUCCCUCUUUUUGUUUAAAAACUUCAGACUGCCAAGACAAGAGAGAUACAUGUGUUUCUUUGAAAGCAAUGGAUUAUUGCAGACUUAUAGCGUCGUUUAUGGAAAACAACUGUCGCAGAACCUGUGGACUUUGCACAAAGGGUAAAGUUCCCACUGUUUGUCAGGAAAAAACUGUAUUUUCUUAUGUUACUUUUGUAGCGUGUUUGUAACUUAUAAAUUAUUCCUGAUAUUUUACAGCCUGUACAAGAAAAACAAACAAAUUACUUACUCUGUUUAUCUUUUUAAAUGACAUUCAGUCAACGUUCUUCCGAAUGUCGUGGGUUUUCUCCGGGUACUCCGGUAAUUUUUAAAAAAAUUCUCCUGUUUGUAUUAAGGUGGCACCAGUGGUUCAGUUUCAAAUACUACAAAACCAGUGACAACAUUGCCUCUUGUGGAAACAACUCCAGAACCAAAAUUACCGGCUGGUCCGGAUGCUUUUACGUCAGACCUUUUACCAGAAGUGACGACAAAGCCAUCAGUAGUUACGUCAGAGCUAAAUCCUGAAGUUACGUCACAUAAAACUACGUCAAAACCUACACCAGAAAUUACGUCACCGAUAACUACGCCUGAAGUCACACCAAACAUAACCUCACGAUCAGCACCAGUGGUUACGACAGAACCUUCUGCAGGGCCGACCUCGAAAACAUUGUCACCGACUACGUCGGCAACUACGACACAACUUACUACAUUGGAGCCGACAUCAGAGCCCAAAAUGUCCACUUCUAAAACCACAGUUAAACCACAACCUACGUCCAAUGUCACCAUUGUCACUAAAGGUAAGUUACCCAGUAGAUCAGCAUGUUAUGCUCUACCAAUUCACAUUUCCGGCUAUAAUUAAUUUAAGAUCUUCAUCAGGGAAACAUGAUGUUAUAUAUUAUUAUUACCUCUGGGGCUGGUUCUACCAAGGCUGGAUAUAGAUAUCCACGGAUGAUUUUUCAAGAUUUCGAAAACUAUCCGUUGAUUGGUAUAACCCAGAUUAAACUUUAGUAUUUGUAAAAUAGAGUUGGGUUUUUAAUUGUGAGUCCAUAUUCGUGUUUUCACAGAUUUUCAAGCCUUUUUACAACGGUUCAAGAAAUCACUAUCUGGGGGAUAGCGCGGUCUCCGUGCCAUGUGAAAGUAGAAUUGAACAACAGUAACUAAGGGCUGGUUAUUCAAAACCCGAUUAGCCUAACCCGAGUUUAACCUAAAUUUUAAAACCAACUUCCAAACAGCUUGUUUGUGAAUUUUGAAAUAUUUCUUUAGAAAUCUUGUCUGGAUCAGUAGGAGUUUUCUUCUCUGAAGUUUUGAAAUAAACAGACGUGCAGAAAUAUAUAAACUAAAACAGCAGGUUUAAUUUUAAUCUUGGGUUAGCACCCCAGUAUUGAACAACCGGUCCCAAGCAUUUAAAUUUUAUAUGUAAACGAAAUGAUAGCAACAGGAUAUUUAUUAUGUCUAUAGUAAUUUCAUGAAUGCAGUGUGCUUAAGAUUACUCGUAUUCGCAUUGCUACAAACAGCUUUCUCUUUUUCAGACUGUUAUGACAAGCGAAAGGAAUGCGCCAAGUUCGCAAAGUAUCCUGGAUAUUGUUUUUACACUAGAAAAUUCAUGAUUAAAAAUUGUCCCAAAUCGUGUGGUUUUUGUACUGAUGGUAAGAAUUUACGAUAUUUACAUUACAAAAAAUGAAAAUAUAAUGCACAUGCUUUGUACUAGUUAGAAUUUUUUCCAAUGGGUGGGGGCACAUUUUCGCCCGCGGGGGGGGGGGCAGGCCCCAUGUAGAGUUCUCCCUACUUUUAUGUAUUUUUCCAAUGAAAAAACUGUUAAUUUUGAUCAAUCACUUAAAGUGUAGCGACUUCAGUGGCGCGAUCGUCAGAGCAUAGGUCAGAGCAAGAGUCUUUACUUGUGAGAUCGUCGGUUCGAAUCUCGUUCCGGAUGACAUUCAGUCAACGCUCCACCGAAAGUCGUGGGUUUUCUCCGGGCACUUCUGUACCUUUUUAAAAAAAUAUUCUCCUGUUUGUAUUAAGGUGGCACCAGUGGUGGUUCAGCUUCAAAUACUACAAAACCAGUGAUAACAUUGCCUCUUGUGGAAACAACUCCAGAACCAAAAUUUCCGGCUGGUCCGGAUGUUAUUACGUCAGACCUUUUGCCAGAAGUGACGACAAAGCCAUCCGUAGUUACAUCAGAGCUAACUCCUGAAGUUACGUCACAUAAAACUACGUCAGAACCUACACCAGAAAUUACGUCACUAAUAACUACGCCUGAAGUCACACCAAACAUAACUUCACGACCAGCAUCAGUGGUUACGACAGAACCUUCUCCUGGGUCGACGUCAAAAACACACACCAAACAUAACUUCACGACCAGCAUCAGUGGUUACGACAGAACCUUCUGCUGGGUCGACCUCAAAAACAUCGUCACCGACUACGUCACCAACUACUGGGUCGACCUCAAAAACAUCGUCACCGACUACGUCACCAACUACGUCACCAACUACGUCACCAGCUACGACACAACUUUCUGCAGAGCCGACCACAACGACAGAACGUCCUACAGAGCCGACCACAACGACAGAACGUCCUACAGAGCCGACCACAACGACAGAACGUCCUACAGAGCCGACCUCAAAAGCAUCGCCCUCAAACAAAGGUGAAUAAGUACAGAACUGAUAGAGCUAACCAGUAUAAAUAAAGUUAGUUUAGUUUAGGUCUCCCCCUACUAACACUGGACCAUUGAUAUGUUGACAUUUAGAUGCAGAGAAAUCGGUCGAGAUCUAAUUUGACCAUAGAUGCAGUAUCUCCAAUGAAAUGAAGUCAUUCAUUUUUCUUUCAAAUAGAAGGUGAAAAAUACGACGUUGUUUUUGUGAUUGGCGCAAGACAGCCUAACGCUUCAGAAUCUUUUAACCAACAGAAGAAAAUUGUCCAAAAGAUAUUGAAAAAGUCAACAUUAACUGACGCUCGGUAUGGUCUGGUAAUAUACUCCAAUGAAGGGCAGGUCAAUUUCAGAAUAGACAAUGCUGUACCUAAAUCGAUUUUAAAUGAGUUAUUAAAUGUAAUACCAUGGCAAAGAGACGGCUCUCGGGUUGAUAAAGGAAUCAAGAAAGCCUUGGAACUGUUUGGAAGUCGCCCUGAAGCAAAGCAACGUAUUGUUGCAUUUAUAAAUAGCCCUUCAGACGCAUCUUAUAAUGAGACGAAAGAGAUACGUCGAGAGGCUGAAAGCAAGGGGGUUAAACUUAUCGUUGUGGGCAUGGGCAGAGGAUAUGAUACUGGGGAAUUUCUUAAUAUGGCCCCGAAUUAUGAAGAACGUGUUUUCUUUGAUGGGACUGGAUCGAGUGACGUCGCGAGGGAAUUGGAACAGGCAACUGUUGACACGAUAGAAGCUUAAUUAUUUUAGGU